Molecule: messenger RNA, 1603 nt
Organism: Nothoprocta perdicaria
Lineage: Eukaryota; Metazoa; Chordata; Aves; Tinamiformes; Tinamidae
Gene: STEEP1
Product: chromosome unknown CXorf56 homolog
Exons: 7
Coding region: 30-698 (222 amino acids)
Source: RefSeq, a predicted model, not a curated record
CGCGGGGGCAGCUCCGCCCGCCCGCCGCCAUGCCCAAGGUGGUGUCGCGCUCCGUGGUGUGCUCCGACACGCGCGACCGCGAGGAGUACGACGAUGGCGAGAAGCCGCUGCACGUCUACUACUGCCUCUGCGGGCAGAUGGUGCUGGUGCUGGACUGCCAGCUGGAGAAGCUGCCCAUGCGGCCGCGGGACCGUGCGCGGGUCAUCGACGCCGCCAAGCACGCGCACAAGUUCUGCAACGCCGAGGAGGAGGAGAGCGUCUACCUGCGCAGGCCGGAGGGCAUAGAGCGGCAGUACAGGAAGAAGUGCGGCAAGUGUGGACUGCUGCUCUUUUAUCAACACCAACAGAAAAAUGCCCCUGUGACUUUCAUUGUGGAUGGUGCUGUGGUCAAGUUUGGCCAGGGCUUUGGGAAAACAAACAUAUAUACUCAAAAACAAGAGCCUCCCAAAAAGGUGAUGAUGACCAAACGGACCAAAGAUAUGGGCAAGUUCAGUUCAGUCACAGUCUCCACAAUUGAUGAAGAGGAGGAAGAGAUUGAAGCGAGGGAGAUUGCAGACUCCUAUGCACAGAAUGCAAAAGUAAUUGAGAAGCAACUGGAACGCAAAGGAAUGAGCAAAAGAAGGCUACAGGAGUUGGCUGAGCUGGAAGCCAAGAAAGCCAAGAUGAAAGGAACCCUGAUCGAUAACCAGUUCAAAUGAAAUGCUGCACGUUGCUGGGCGUUUGGAGAUGGGAAGAACGACCAGGAACCCUGCGGCUCCAUCAGCGUAGCAGAAAUAAUGGACAAUACUCAAGAGCAGCUCUCUGCAACAAGCUUGGAGGCUUGAAUCUCUCCCUAGCAUGGGUGAUGCUCGGGUAUUUUAAUAACUGAACUGGCACUGGAAACUUCCCUGAAAUGUGGGUUUGUUACAAAUAGAAAGUUGUUCCACACAGAACACCUGCGUUUGGGGAAAAAUUUUACUGAGUGCCUGCAUGUGUUCCAUGCACCAUUGAUACUUCUCUUUUUGUUUUGAUAGUUUUCAGAUCUGCAUAACAUUUCCAUAAAUGUAUUAGAGCAACAGGUCAAGUGUGCAACAAAGCAAUCCCUUGCCAAAGCAAGCUGUGCGCCUCCUCUUCCUGUUACCUGUGUCCAAACCUGCUGAGAGAGCGGCCACUUGAGCACGGCUGGAGCGACUCAGGUCCGGUCCCAGAUUUAGGAAUCACGCUGCUGCUCACUGUGGUCAGUGGGCAGAGGCAGCAGUUUAGGCUUGGCAGUAACUUUCCAAGUUUAAGCUCCUAUUGAAUGAGAAAAAGCAGCAAUUUUACAGAAUUCCACAAUUAAAACUAUACCAAGAGUUACCUGGCACAUACAAGAAUGUGAAAUUCAACACUACUUUACUGGAAUUAAAAACUGCUGAGCUGUUAGAUCAUUAAUGAAUCAGUAGCCUGAACCACCACUGCUAUAACCAGUGAUCAUUUAAAUUAAAAAACAGCUUCAUUUUCAAACUAACUUUUGAGCUCACCCACCAUAAAAGACUUGGACAACAUUAGGAAUCCAUGCACAGAAGUAUUGCCUUGCUUGGGCAGGAAUAUUUUGCUUUAUCUAUUUUACACAUUCUAAUGAUAA